AUGCCAUUCAAUGAAAGUAAAUGGAGACUAGGACUGGGAAUUCUUGCCUGUCAUCUUAUUCAGCAUUUCACAGCAGAAAGAAACUCAUACAGGUUUCGAACAACACGGGGGCGAGUCAAUAAUGACGGCAUUUGAAUUUCUUUACUAUCUUGCUGAAAUACGGGCGCUCGCGCCACCCAUGUGCUUCCUGGUGUUUAAUCGCAGGAUCACAUCACACACAGGGGAACCGAAACGGUCAGCAGCAGCAGCAGCGCGUCCAGGAAGCGUCGCCGACAGAUAGAGAAAUGCAGCAGCAGUAUCCGCGACUCUCCGUCAGGUAGCCGCGAAACUAGUAGGUUCGCAGGCAGCUCGCGACGGUGUUUUAUUUAUUUCCCCGCCGUCGGCGCGAGCAGCUGCUGACGCGAUGCUUUAGCCAUGGACAGCAGGAUAAACGAGAAUCCUGCCAGAACUUUUGAUUUGGCCCUUCAGGUUGCCUGUCCAGCAUCCGAAAAUGAAGAUCCGACAGUGCUGUGGAAGUUCCCUCAGGACUUUGGAGACCAGGAGGUCCUGCAGACAGUGCCUAAGUUCUGCUUCCCAUUUGACGUUGAAAGAGUGUCCCAGUCUCAGGUGGGCCAGAACUUCACAUUUGUGCUCACAGACAUUGAUGGCAAGCAGAGGUUUGGUUUCUGUCGGCUGACCUCCGGCUGCAGGGUCUGCAUCUGUUUGCUCAGUUAUAUCCCAUGGUUUGAGAUUUAUUAUAAGAUGCUAAAUACCCUUGCAGACUACUUGUCAAAGAACCAGGAAGACGACUUGAGCGACAUGUUAGAAACCCUGUACACCUACCCCGUGCCAAAGCCGAAUACGCCAGUGAAUCUGAGUGUGAGCAACAACUUACAUUUUGCCAGUGGGCAAGUAGUGCAGGAUCCAGGAAGCAGACAGUCGCAUUCAUACUUCAUAGCUCCUGAUAUUAAUGGACUCCCCACCAUACCUGAAAAUAGAAAUUUAACCGAGUACUUUGUAGCAGUGGAUGUGAACAACAUGUUGCACCUCUACGCCAGCAUGCUGCAUGAGCGACGCAUCAUCAUUACCUCAAGCAAGCUUAGCACUUUAACUGCAUGCGUGCAUGGGUCCACUGCCAUGCUCUACCCUAUGCACUGGCAGCACAUCUUCAUUCCUGUGCUUCCUCCUCACCUGCUGGAUUACUGCUGUGCGCCCAUGCCAUAUAUGGUCGGAGUUCAUCUCAGCCUUUUAGAGAGAGUAAAGAGCAGAUCCCUGGAGGAUGUGGUCAUUCUGAACGUGGACACAAACACCCUAGAAAGCCCAACAGACGACCUGCACAACCUGCCCAGUGACGUGGUCUCCAAUCUGAAGAGUAAGCUGAAAAAGCAGUCAACUGCUACAGGCAGCGGGGUUGCUCGGGCCUUUCUGCAUGCUCAGGCUGCGCUGUUUGGCUCCUAUCGGGACGCCCUGAGAUAUAAACCAGGAGAGCCAAUCACCUUCUGCGAGAAGAGCUUCGUGGCACACCGCUCCAGCACCAUGAGAAGUUUCCUUGGGAUGGCCGUGAACCUGCAACUCUUCAAGCAGUUCAUUGAAGGCAGACUGGCCAAAUUAAACGCAGGAAGGGGCUUUACAGACGUCUAUGAAGAGGAGAUCACAGAGGGGCGCUUCUGUAGAAGUAAUUCGAGGUCUUAUCAGCAGUGGAUUCACACCAAGAUGCGGCAGAGGGCAAAACCGGUCGUGAAAAACUUUCAGAUGGCCAAAGAUCAUGCAAAACGGAAAAUACGUGACAUGAAGGACAAGAUUUCACAAAAGGAUGCUGAAGAGGAGGAAAGCCCGUACCGUGCAGGUUCUCCCACCAGCACUAAAAGCCUCUCACCCAGGAGACUUCAGAGGAAAGCGCGUCAAAAUCCAAAGUCGUCUCCACACAUGAGCCUGUGUUUUCCGGAGGGUUAUAACAACGACAACAAUUAUGACACAGCCAGCAGAAUAUCCUCUGAGGACAGCGGGGAAGUGGCAUCAUACAAUGAAGACAGUGAUGACUCUGAUUUGGAGUUUCAGUCUGAAGUUAGUCAGACGGGCCAGAUGAACCUGCUGGAGGAGAUUUUGGACUCUCUCAGUACAUCCCACAUUAAACAAGGGCGAAUGUCUGCCGCCAAGAGCCUGGACUUUUUCAGAUCAGUCGAAGACCUAGACAAUCCCACGGAAAAUUGCAAGUCCCAGCUGGGAAGUAGUUCUUCUCAGGUCGAUUGUGAAGUAGAAAAUGGAGAACAAGGCGGAUGGAAUAUGGGUCAAGACGACAGCGCCAUCAAUGGUAAACAUCUCCCACCUUCGCCUCGACGCCAAGCCAGCUCCCGUUCCCUUCCUGUCUGUGCUCCCAUUCCCAAUGAUCUCACCAAUGAAGAGAACCCGAGGAACUCUCUCCCUGAGACACCCAAAGUUCAACUCUUGGUACCUCUUGACAUGGACAAACCCAGCAGUUCCCAGCUGAGACCAGACAACCGACAACCAGCAAGCCGCAGCCUUUCCCGACAGAAGGUCCUUUCUAGAAGAAGAACCCAGAGGCCAUCCCAGGAACAUGCCCAGCAGACGGCAGCAAGUGGACAACCUUUGGUCCUUGUUCCGUGGGAGAGGAAAAAACAGCCCCAGGAGACAAAUAUGGAAGAAAGAGGGAAUGAGACUCGGGAGACAGGCUUACUGGAGGAGAUUGAUUCCAUGUGUCGCAUGAGCAUGGCCCUCAAAAGCAACCAGGAGUUCACACUCAUCAGAAACAACAGCAGCAUGGACAAAUCCUGAGAAAACGGCACAACACUCACGUCUAACCUUUCUCUUUUCACAGUCACGCCUUCCUCUGAUGCCACACCAGCACUCUUUGCAUGAAGUGUUUGCAAAGGUGUUUUGUAGUUAAUGUGAAUGUUCGGUCCACUUAUUUCUUACAUUCGGUCCAAAACAACAAACGGUAUCAUUCAGAACUGGUGGUUGGAAAGGACGAAAAUUUGAUUUAAAGGGAUUUAUGUCAGCAUUCAAGAUCCAGUUUAAUUUAUUUCAGCAGAUGAUUGCACUUGCGUGGUUUCAAAUCACUGUUUCGAUAAAUCACUGUGGAUGAGGGACAGAUAUCCCACGGUAUAUUUUACUAAAUCGUACGAAAGUAUUUAAAUAGCGAGCAAAUCUCAGCUUCAUAUAAUACCUUAAACAGAUUUAAUUUGCUUUUACACAGUAUUUCCCUAACUGUGCCACUAUAGCUGGCUAGCUUGCUAACUACUAUCACCAUCUUUUGUAUCCAACUCGUCUUAUAAAGAGAUAUUUAUCUAGGCUAGGAGAAACAACUGGUUCUCAAUUUGCUAUAUUUUUGAGGAAAAAAGGGUAUUUUUUCAACACAGUUCUCAGGUUUAUGCUUUUAAC
Carassius carassius (crucian carp) is the source of this 3378-nucleotide messenger RNA. RefSeq names its product DENN domain-containing protein 1B-like. Gene Ontology annotation, cellular component: cytosol; nuclear speck; intracellular membrane-bounded organelle. Lineage: Eukaryota; Metazoa; Chordata; Actinopteri; Cypriniformes; Cyprinidae. The record is from RefSeq and is a predicted model, not a curated record. Gene Ontology annotation, biological process: endocytosis; endocytic recycling. Bases 415 to 2772 code for a protein of 785 amino acids. The transcript has 23 exons. Gene Ontology annotation, molecular function: phosphatidylinositol phosphate binding; guanyl-nucleotide exchange factor activity.